Messenger RNA from Phascolarctos cinereus (koala), 3665 nucleotides. RefSeq names its product calicin (gene CCIN). Gene Ontology annotation, molecular function: protein binding. The record is from RefSeq and is a predicted model, not a curated record. NCBI's taxonomy places the organism in Eukaryota, Metazoa, Chordata, Mammalia, Diprotodontia, Phascolarctidae.
GAAUGGGACCGCAGGUCUCCUUGUCCAAGGCUCUUAACCACUCUAUUUGUCUACAUUGCCUUUGCGUAAGCAACAUCCAGUAAGAAUGAGGUAAGGAUGUGAGGAAUUCCUGCCCUGGAUGUUGCAUUAUGAUGUGGUCGCUCUGCUCUAUUACAUCACUCUCCCUGUAGCCCUUGUUUAACAGGAGACAGCCAUACCAACAAGCACAAGAAAAAUUCUAUGUUUUCAGUACUUACUCUCUUGUGCCUUCUAUUUCAUCGAAAAAAGAGGAAACAUGAAACUGGAAUUCACAGAAAAAAACUAUAACAACUUUGUCCUUCAGAACCUCAACAAGCAGAGAAAGAGGAAGGAGUACUGGGACAUGGCCCUGAACGUGGACAACCACAUCUUCUUCGCCCACCGCAAUGUUCUAGCUGCCGUUUCCCCCCUGGUGAAAAGCCUCAUCUCCAGCAACGACAUGAAGACCACAGAUGAGCUCUUUAUCAACAUUGACUCAAACUACCUGAGCUCUUCUUCUGUGGAACAGCUCAUGGACUAUUUCUAUAGUGGGAAGGUGGUGGUUUCUGAAGAGAACGUGGAAGAGCUGCUGAGGGGGGCCCAGUACUUCAACACGCCCCAACUGGGGGUUCACUGCACGGACUUCCUGCUGAAAUCCAUCAAAAGAAACAACUCCCUACACUACCUACUGUUGGCCGAGCUCUUUGAGCUCAAAGAGGUUUCUGACUGUGCCUAUGCUUCUAUUCGGGAUAACUUCCACUACUGGGCCGGCCAAGAAGGGUCUGUCCACUUCAUGCAAUGCCCCCCUGUAAUCUUUGGCCGGCUGCUUCGGGAUGAACAUUUGCAUGUGCAGAAUGAGGAUCAAGCCCUUACCUCACUCCUGCAUUGGGUACAUUUCAAAAAGGAAGAGCGGGAGAAAUAUUUCAAGAAGUUCUUCUCUUACAUCCACUUAAAUGGAGUCUCCAACAAAACACUCAUAUUUGCCAGCAACAAAGUGCGAGUGAUGGAGAACAGCAGCACCCCCUUGGCCCUGAUAGAGAACAUCUUGUUGGACCGAAAGCAGGACAAACCAGGCAGGCUGCUGAAUUUCCAAAGGAAAGGAGCCUUGCUGGAUGCUGUAGUGAUUCUAGGGGGUCAGAAAGCCCAGGGCAAAUUCAAUGAUUCUGUGUUUGCCUAUAUUAUCGAGGAGGAUAUCUGGCUGAAACUCACGGAGAUGCCAUACAAAGCAGCUGCUCUUAGUGCAAUUUCUGUGGGUAAGUACAUUUACAUUUCUGGGGGAACCACGGAGCAGAUUUCAGGCCUGAGGACUGCCUGGAGGUAUGAUAUGGAUGAGAACUCCUGGACCAAACUGCCUGAUCUGCCCAUGGGGUUAGUCUUUCAUACCAUGGUGAACUGUGGGGAAGUUGUAUACUCCCUGGGAGGGAGCAUCGCUCCAAGGAGAUACGUUUCCAACAUCUACAGGUAUGAUGAGAGGAAGGAGAUCUGGAGUCUAGUGGGGAAGAUGAGCAUCCCAAUGGAUGGAACGGCAGUGAUCACCAAGGGAAACAGGAACAUAUACAUAGUGACAGGCAGGUGUCUGGUCAACGGAUUCAUUUCUCGAGUAGGGGUAGUGGAUUGCUUUGAUACUAGCACUGGGGAAGUAGUGCAGUGUAUCACCUUUCCCAUUGAGUUCAACCACAGGCCUCUCCUGUCUUUCCAGCAGGAUAACAUCCUGAAGGUGCACAGCCACAGGCAGAGUAUAGAAAUUAACUUGCAGAAGAUUAAAUCCAGUAAGACUGCCAACUGUGUGCCCUUGCUGCCCAACAACUGUGCCUUGGACAUUUCACAUGCAGUGUGUCCGAUCGGUGACAACAAGGUGUUUGUAUGCGGAGGUGUCAUUUCUGUGAAUGACACACACAAUAAAGAUUACACUAUCAAUAAAGAUGCCUACCUGUUAGACCAGAAGGCAGGGGAAUGGAAGACUAUCACUCCACCACCAGAAGCCCUGGACUGUCCAGCAUGCUGUAUGGUCAAGCUGCCUUGCAAGAUUCUUCGAAGGACUGACAAUAUUUAAGUGACAAAAAAAGUAAAUCCAUUAUUAUUCACAGUUUUUAAAAAGAGAGAGAGUACAUACACACACCUUAUUGGUUCCAUCUCAAGGCUUCUGUCGUCUGCUUUUGGCCUUAUAGGACAUGUUUAAGAUCCUUAGGCAGAGCCAACCCUAGAGGAUGGCAAAUGAAGGCUCUAUGCUUUAGGGGCCACCCCUGAGCCUUGACAUGAGGGUGUCAGAUGUAACCAUUCAUGGCUCCAUUUUAGACAAUAUAAGCUAUUUGGGAGUCUAAUCCUAGAGAAUCAACUAAAAACACUACUUGAAAUAAUGAAAUCAUUCACGGCUACUUAUUAGAAUGUACAUAUGCAAAUGCCAAAUGUAGUCACAUAGAAAAAGACCCACUAAGCAUAGAGAGACCCUAGGCACCUCCAUCACCACCCUCUCUCCAACCUGAGAGAUGCAAAAAAAAAAAAAUGGAGCAAGAAUUCAUUUCAUGGGAAAGGAGAAAGAUCCACAGAGAGUUGAGUGUAUUGGAUUUGGUGGAUGGGGGUGCAGAUGGUGGUAGAGAAAGGGUAAGGGAAUGGAAUGAACAGGAGGGAAGACAAAAAGAUUCAUGGGUAAUGAAAACGAAAUACCCGGCUGGUACAUUUAACUUUGAAUCAACAACAUAUGUUUCACAAUUAGUUUAUGGGAUACAUUUUUGGAGCUACUUAUAGACAGCUAUGUGAAAGGAAGGGUUUAUUUAAGACUUACAAAAGAUUGGGAAUUGCGGGGCUGGGCAGAUGAGGGAAGGGGAGAGAACUUCUACUCUGAUCCCCAACAUUAAAAGUGAGGAAGAAGGAAAAAGUCACCCCCUCCCCUGCUCAGAAGAUAAUCAGGGGAUCAGAGAAGGGAUAGAAAUUCAUUAUACUGGAACUCUGCAGUAUUUAGAGUAGAAAAGAAAGAAGAGAAAGGGGUAGAGUACCUUGGCCUGAGGCACACGAAGUCUACUCAGCAUCCCAGAGAUGGAUGAAAUAUUAGGAAAUUGAACUCCUGGCUAAAGACACUCUCAGUAUCUAUCUGUUCUUGUGUUUCCCUCCUUUCCUCUGACCCUUUCUUAAACCCUAGAGGUAGAAAGGCCAAGUUUUCUUGAGAAAAGAAAGAAUUCUACCCAGGCUUCUUCUCUGACCAUAAAUGUCUUACUUCCUCAUUUUUCCAACACUCACUGAACUGAUUCUCUUUCCUCAAUGGAAUUGAAAGGGUUUGGUCCCUCCCCCAUUCAACUAGGCCAUCAGCUAGACAUGCCAGGCUGGCCUCACAACCUUAAGGUUGCAACUGUCAACUUUGUGUUACCCACUCUAUCUGCUUUCUUUGUUAUUUCCCCUAGGCUUGAAAGUGUAGAGGGUAUGCCCAGGAGGAGUCUGGUAAAGUUCUUUUCCAUCUCUCUUUUUAAAAAAAUCAUUUUUGUUUUUACAAUUCAAUCAGCUUCCCAUAAUCUCUGAAUCAUGAACACAUAAACAGUGCUCUUCCUUAUGUCAGAAAAAAACCUUAACUCUGGUAUAUGGUUAGACACCAUAUGGUGGUGUCUAAACCUUUUUUUUUUUGAAAGUAAACAGCUUUCCAGUUUUCUCAGCAGUUUUUAUCAAAUAAAUUGGAUUUU